UAGGUACGGUGAGUGACAUACAUAUAUUAUAGUUCCUCCAAAACCCCCCAUCAUUGACCCUUUGGAUUCAUCAUCUACUCUAUUUCUGGCUUCUUUCCUCCCCACUUCAUUCCCACACCCUCUGGUUGUGGAUCACUAACUGGUGGAGAAAUUUGAGGUUCUUUGCCUAAUUGCUGAGCAAUGGAGUUCUUGCAAGCGCCUGAGAUCCAAAUUGGCAUUGGUUUUGCUGUUGUCAUUGUUACCCUUGUUGCUUUCAUCCUUUUCUCCUCCAAGAAAACCAAAGGGUCCAUAGAUCCUGAAAAUUUUAAGCAAUUCAAGCUUGUUAAGCGCACACAACUUAGCCAUAAUGUGGCCAAGUUCAGAUUUGCUCUUCCUACACCUACUUCAGUCUUGGGACUUCCUAUUGGACAGCAUAUUAGUUGCAGGGGUACAGAUGGACAAGGUGAAGAGGUUAUUAAACCAUACACUCCAACCACUUUGGAUUCUGAUGUUGGAUAUUUUGAGCUUGUUAUUAAGAUGUAUCCACAAGGUAGGAUGUCCCAUCACUUCAGAGAGAUGCGUGAAGGUGACUAUAUGGCUGUAAAGGGACCUAAGGGGCGUUUUAGGUAUCAACCAGGUCAGGUUAGAGCAUUCGGAAUGAUUGCUGGUGGAUCUGGCAUCACUCCAAUGUUUCAGGUUGCUAGGGCUGUUCUUGAAAACCCUUCAGACAAGACAAAAGUGUAUCUCAUCUAUGCUAAUGUCACAUCUGAUGACAUCCUUCUUAAGGCAAAACUGGAGGGACUUACUUCUAAUUACCCUGACCGCUUCAAAGUUUACUAUGUAUUGAAUCAGCCACCAGAGGGAUGGACAGGUGGCGUUGGGUUUGUAUCAAAGGAAAUGAUCCAAGACCAUUUACCUGCACCUGCAUCUGAUAUCAAGAUUUUACGGUGUGGGCCACCACCAAUGAACAAGGCGAUGGCUAGUCAUCUUGAAGCUUUGGGAUAUGAAUCAGAUAUGCUAUUCCAAUUCUAAAUCCAAAACCUCCUAUUGAGAUUUGAGAUUUUGUUUCUUGUAUUUGGGAUUUUGUUAGUGGGAUUUCUAUCUAGUUGAAUAAAAUUUAGUUUUUCCACCUCUAA
Lactuca sativa (garden lettuce) is the source of this 1115-nucleotide messenger RNA. Its product is annotated as NADH--cytochrome b5 reductase 1. Gene Ontology annotation, biological process: electron transport chain. Lineage: Eukaryota; Viridiplantae; Streptophyta; Magnoliopsida; Asterales; Asteraceae. The record is from RefSeq and is a predicted model, not a curated record. Gene Ontology annotation, molecular function: cytochrome-b5 reductase activity, acting on NAD(P)H.